Molecule: messenger RNA, 10671 nt
Organism: Anopheles maculipalpis
Lineage: Eukaryota; Metazoa; Arthropoda; Insecta; Diptera; Culicidae
Gene: hyd
Product: E3 ubiquitin-protein ligase hyd
Exons: 17
Coding region: 33-10658 (3541 amino acids)
Biological process (GO): protein polyubiquitination; regulation of double-strand break repair; DNA damage response
Cellular component (GO): nucleus
Molecular function (GO): ubiquitin binding; zinc ion binding; ubiquitin-protein transferase activity
Source: RefSeq, a predicted model, not a curated record
AUCGUUAGGCAGCGAAAAUCUCACCCGACAAGAUGUCGACAUUACAUUUUGUCGUACAUCCACUCCCUGGAACGGAGGAUCAGCUUAACGACAGAAUACGAGACGUGGCUGAUAAAAUCAACAAAUUUGGUGUCCAAACGCUACCCGGGCUACAGUCACUGAAGGUCCCAGUGAAACAGAUCGUCAUCGGACCGGCACACCUCGGCAUACUGCUCGAGGAUGGACGUGCCUUCCGGGUAGCCUUUUCCAUCAUACCGGAACGGCUGGAUCUCAGUAAACAGGACGCCUCAAAGGCUGGCGGUACCGGUGGUGGUGGUGGGGGCGGUGGCGGAGGAGGAGGAGGAGGUGGUGGAGGUGGUGGCCCCGGUGGUGGCAGCGGUGGCGGUGGUGGAGGAGGCGGAGGGAAUCAAUCUUCGAAUCAGUCAAACAACAAUUCCAAGGGUACGCCUACCUCCCGUCAGUGUCGUUCCCGUACGCGCAUCCUGCGCACAAGCAGCUCGGUCCGUGCCGGCAGUGGUUCGCAAGGAUCUGGUUCACGUAGCACGGGCGUUAUUAUGGGUGGCGGAUCAUCGGGCAGUCGAUCAAUCGUAUCGGUGCCGGCUCCGUUCGUGCCGGAAGAGUUGGUCGCUCAGGCACAGGUGGUACUGCAGGGCAAGAGCCGUAAUUUGAUAAUCCGUGAGCUGCAGCGCACCAAUCUGGACGUGAAUUUGGCCGUGAACAAUCUGUUGUCGCGUGACGACGAGGGUGGUGAUGAUACGGAGGAGGGCAGCGACAACUAUGUGGCGGAGGAUUUGAUCUCCCUGUUGGAUGGUGGUUUCCAUCCGGAUAGCAGCGUUAUCAUUGAUGCGGAAGCCAUGUUUACGGAAGAUGUGUUUGGAUUUUCAAAUAUUCGAAAUUUGAUGUUAUACAGUCGUGCCCGUAGCGAACGAAAUCAAAACAAUUCAUCUGGAGGUGGUGGCGCUGGUGGUGGGUCCGGCGGUGCAGCCGGAUCUGCUGGAAGCAACAACGACGGCACACCAUCCGGGAGCCGCGCAGGAGCCGGCAGCCAGUCCGGUGCGGGCAAUGGCGGAGGUGCCGGUUCAUCAGCAGUCAUUUCGGGCAGUGCUCAGUCGGGUAAUGGUGGCUCAUCCGGAGGAGCCGGCGGACCGUCUGGAGUUUCUGGCGGCUCGGGGCUAAACAGUGCGGAACGAGAAGGCUUUGGAAGGUGGCGCGAUCGACAAUACUUUGGACCCCGUCGUUGGUUCCAAGGAGGCAGGGAAGAUGUAUGGGAGAAAGAAGCGGGUGGUGAUUCAAAGAAGAAAGACUAUUCAUCCGGAUAUCCUUUAUGGGUGUCGGAUGAGAUGGAACCAUGGCCGGAAAAGGAUCAUGCGGUGCGGUUUACGGAAAUCGCAUCACUCUACUCCGAGUUUAUUGGUGUGACUGCCCGUGGCGAGGUACACCAGUGGCGUUGGGCUGAUGCCGAACCGUACCGUAGCAAUGAUGCACCGAACGUGCAUCAUCCGAAGACGAUUCCGUUGAAUCUGUUGUACGAAAAGGUGACGCACAUAUCGGCCACUCUGAUCCGGUGCUCCGUAGCAACCGAGAGUGGUCGCAUCGCUACCUGGAUGGAUGAGUUGCUUGGUUACGCUGGCAACAAGCUCGAGCAUAGUGCCACCAACUAUCCGGAGUUUGCGCUCGAUCGAAUAGUUUCACUGCACACCUGUACGCUGUACACGGUGGCACGCACCGAAAGUGGCGAGCUGUUUUGGUGGGGUGUGCUACCAUUCGGGCAACGAAAACGUCUUUGGGACAAAUAUCAAGCGAAAGCAAAGAAACCGGUCCGACCAAGUUUGAAUGCGCCGGAGGUGACUGUUGGGGCCCAGGUGUGCAUGAAAAGCUGCCCAAUGUAUCAGCACGGUGCAAUCGGAUUUACCAUCUCGAACGGUGUACCAAAGGUGGGCCAAUUAAUGAAUGCAGCGUGGGAAUUUACGAAGGUAUGCAGGUUCAAGCUACUAUCGAUGUCCACACUAUCGCAACAGCUAGCUGCCAGCACGCAGGGUGUAAGCACUGGGGCAUCCGGCGGUACGGGUGGUGGAAGUGGCUUAGGCACAAGCUCGUCACUCGCCAACAGCGGCGGUAUUGCAGGUUCGUUGGGUGCUGGAUCGAACGCAAACGGUGGAUUAGUAUCACAAAGUUCAUCCAUCACGUUAUCGGGAGGGAUGAGUGGAAUUUUAGAUAAAGAUUCCAAGGGUGGAGCUUCGGCCGGUGCAUCUAGUGGCGGUGGUAGUUCGUCCGGUUCGGGUGGAGUUUCAUCCUCGAAGCAAGGAGCUGGCAACAAUAAGGAAUCGGCCGAUCGGAUCGAUAUGCCGCCACCGCCUUCGCCCGCUUCCAGUACGUGUAGUGACACCGGUAGUGUGACCAAUUCUCACAAACGUCCCAAGCGCAUGACACCGAAGGAAGAACCGGAUCCCAAGAAGGACGAAGAACAGUGGCUGUUGAAGGACGUAAUUUUCGUUGAAGAUGUACGCUCCGUUCCAAUCGGGCGCGUGCUCAAAGUUGACGGUGAUUAUGCCGCUGUAAAGUUUCCUCCUCCGCCAGGCUCGGGCACCACCUCCCUGUCCUCGUCGACCAAUAGUGGCAGCAAUAGUAAGGAUAAAUUUGACGACAGCAUCGAAGCUUGGCAGGAUUGUCGAUUGCUGCGCAAAGACGAUUUGCAAGUGAUCAAAUCGGCCACCACACCACGUGUUCCUGAUUGCUUCCAAAAAAUUCCGCGCCGCAUUGUGCUCAACCCAUCGGCACCAUCAAGCAGCAGUGACGCAAUGGGUGGUACUUCGCAACUCCUAACGAUUGCGGUUGAUCCCAAGGGUAUACAUGGAAUUAUGAAAACAGCCAACAAUCGUCUACACUAUUCGCUGUUUAACUUGAACACUGGCCGGCAGGAGCAGGACAGCGUAUUCCCAACCGAUAUAGGAUCGUUCCUCGGUGCUUCGAUGCAAGACGUCUCGCUGACGUGCGUCGGCGACAACAGUUCCGACAGUGUGCUUCUGCUCCGCGACGGUAAUAAUACGCUCUAUCCGAUGGCGAAAGAUUGUGUCGACGCAAUACGCGACCCGAGCUGGCUCGAUCUACCGCCCAUAAAGUGCAUUGCGGCAGCUUCGCUUACAUUGCCGUCGGUGGGCGUGAAUCUGAAAUCCCAGGUAGCGCUGGUGGUUCUAGCGCCAGAACAGCAGCUACUAAUGUCGAAGAUCUUGCGCUGCGACAUUGACGGUGUACGACAGCUGCUAGCUCACAUUGCGGCCGACGGGCCAGAGCAGAUGCGAAGUUCGUUGGCUUCGAUUUUAGCCGAGCAUACGGAUGGUAACCGGAACAUAAUCCAUGCCUGCAUCAGCAUGUGCUCACCGACGUCGAAUCGUGAACCCGAUUUUGUCACCACCGGUAGCAGUGGUGGUAGUGGUGGAGGUGGUUCCAAUGGCAAUGGUGGCACAUCGAAUAGCGGCAACAGCUCGUCUGGUAAUAAUUCGGGCGCUGGGCUCGAACCAAUCAAUGUCAUCACGAACACGAUUAUAGGCAACCGGCCGGUUAGCAUUCGGGAGAUUAUGCGCCGUAAUGUGAGCAAUCGUGAGCUGGCGGAUAAUACUUCCAGCAGCGGCAAUGCGAUCGUCUCUAACAAUGUACAGAGUUCGCUAAGCGGCGUUACAGGUACGUCAGGUGGCGAAGAACCACCGGUAAUGGCUGGGAACUCUAUGCCAGUAGUGUACUGGCCAACUGAGUAUGAUCCAACGAGCGGAGAUGAGGACAGUCUCGGUGGCGGGCUUAACAGUGUAAUGGCCGGCACGUCUGGAACUCACCAGCAACAACAUUCUGGAGGAUCGCAAGCAAUCUUCGCUUCACAGAAAUCUUUAACAUCGAUUCCGGAAACGUACGUGUCCGAUCCAAACGAGCGCCGUCAGAACGCUCAGCUCGUAUUGCAGUUGCUCUGCGAGAGUCCCGUGCUGCAGCCACAUUUGCGUAGCCUGUUGAGUGCGAAGGAUGCUCAGGGGCAGACACCGUUCAUGCUUGCGGUUACCUGCCGAGCAUAUCAGGCCGGCAUAACGGUGUUUAAAGCGAUACAGAAAAUUGCCAACGGUGAUGAGGUGGUGCGAGAUUCGAUGAUUUUCCCUCCAGGAUCGUCACCCGAUCAGUCGCCGCUCGGAAUACUGUGCUGUAAUGAUACUUGCUCCUUCACCUGGACCGGAGCGGAUCACAUCAAUCAAGACAUCUUCGAGUGUCGUACCUGCGGCCUGACAGGAUCGCUAUGCUGCUGUACCGAGUGUGCCAAAGUGUGCCACAAGGGACACGAUUGCAAAUUGAAACGCACCUCUCCGACGGCGUACUGUGACUGUUGGGAAAAGUGCAAGUGCAAAGCAUUGAUCGCAGGCAACCAAUCGAAGCGGCACGAUCUGUUGUGCAAGAUGGCAGCGGAGACGGAUUUGGUGACGCGCUUUAAUUCGCGCGGUGAAUCAAUCCUACUGUUCCUUAUCCAAACCGUUGGUCGACAAAUGGUCGAACAGCGUCAGUAUCGGGCGACAUCGCGCGUUCGCUCAACUUCGUCCGGCAAUACGCGCAAAACACCAAACCUUGAGCCGGACAAUGAGAUGCCGGAGCACAAUCUGGAACCACCGCGAUUCGCCCGGAAAGCGUUGGAUCGUUUGCUGAAUGAUUGGCCAGCUGUACGAGCGAUGAUUAUGACGGGGGCCGAGCACGAAAAACCGAUCGUACCGAACGCUAACCAACAACCGUUCUACGACGACGACAACCAGCAGGUAUAUCUGCAGUCGCAGAGUGGAACCUCGUUAUUGGACAAGUUUACGCACAGUCUGAUUGUGCGGUGCAGCAGUGAUCCACUGGAAAAGUUGCUGAUGACUCUCGUGCAUGAGCUGCAGAACGAGUCCAUACCGGGACGGAUGGAAGAGGCACAAAAAGUGGCGCGGCGUUUCGUACGCUCCGUGGCUCGCGUCUACGUGAUAUUCAGCAUCGAGCGGUUCCAGAAUCCGGAAAAACAACGCAACUCAACUACGCAGACGAAGCACCUGCAAGCGUAUCGACGCGUGUUUACGGCACUGUUUAAAUUUGCCAUCGAAGAACUUGUUGAGAUAGCAGAUGCCUUGAUCACGCCGGUGCGGCUGGGCGUCGUGAAGCCUAUCGCGCCGUUUAAUUUGUCCUCGAACAAUAUUGACAGCACUGAUGAAUUGUUCUCAGUCGAGCCGCUAGCUCCGCCGACGAAUCGCAACAAUGCGGCGGGCAUUGCCCAGAUUACUAACAACACGGCCAAUGUGCACCUCGGAGUGGUGGACCCAAUGGACAGUGAGCGUUCAUCGUCCGGAUUUAUUUCGCGCAUUAACAUUCGGCUGGGUGAUAUCGAAGACAAUAACGAUGCGGAUGCGCUGGUACAGGACGAUGGUGAAACGUCCGAGCAGGAAGAUAUGGCCGAACGGGAGCAGCCACCGCCGCGACGCUCAACAUCGAUACGACCGGUCACAAGUGCGGUUUCCAUGAACGCUGAGGAGGAAUCUCAGGAUUUGCUGCGAAGCGAAGAAAAUGCCCAGGGCGAAAGUGAUAACGAGUUCAAUUUCCACGAGGCUGAAACGGAAUCCGAUUCUGACGACAAUCAGAGCACACAGGACGCGCAGCGAAGCGUACAAACGGGAGCGACGGCCGGUUCGGAUACAGGACUAAAUUCUUUGCUGUUCGACAACGAAGAUGAUUCUGCCGAUUCGACCCAACCGGACGAUGAAGGGUCCGAGGAUGGUGAAAGUGACGAUCAGUCCACGGUUGAUUUCAAUCUGAACGACGAUCAGCUCGAGCGCCGUCAGACACCGGGCGGCGGUAAUCAGCGCAACAAUCUUGCCCCACAGUCAAUGCAGUGGGCGAUACGUAGCCGCGAAACUACAGCCCCAGAGCGAGUCCGUUUGACUACGGGCAGUUCCAAUCUGGUGUUUAUCGAUCCGAGCUCGUUGCGUCGUUCGACUACUGCCGUGACGACUGCCCAGCAGCAGGAAUCCCCUACGAUGACCACCACGGCCAGUGCACUGGCACGAGCGUUUGGUAUCAUAUUGCGCCAAAUAUCCGAUCUGAUUGGUAUGCUGCCAACCAGCAUCAGUGGUUCGUCAUCCGUGCUUGACGUGACCCAUCAGGACGCUGUACAACUUCAGAUGUACGUUGAGAAACGGUUGAAACUUACGUGGGAGUGGAUACUGACCGUGAUGGAAGCAACCGAAGCACAGUUGCGCUUUGGAGCUUCGCUGACUGAUUCCACCGAUCCUUCGCAUCCGCUACAUCCGCUCAACAUUCCGUCUUCAACCAGCACUAGUGAAGCAACUCCGUCCUCAAUGAUCGGCGUAACUGCAGGCAGAAGUAGAGCCACGAUCAGCACGCUGGGCACAGCGACCACAGCGCGCAACCUGGGAUUUGCCGAUAAUGACCGCAGUGCGCGAGAUGGUGGUUCUUCUAUGACAGCAGACUCGGAAUCCAGCAGGCGCGAUUUUCUAACCUACUGUCUUUCGUUGAUGCGUGCGCAUAAUUCCGAGCACCGUGACUCAUUGCCCGUACUGGAUGUGACGGCCCUGCGCCAUGUGGCAUACGUGCUCGAUGCCAUCCUAUUCUAUAUGCGUGCAACGAACGAUUGUGAUCUCGAUCGUACCACGAACGGGUCAAACGUUUGGGACGAUCAGGAUGAGAAUGAAAACGAAGAAACGGAAGAGGACAUAUCCGCUUCCAUCGUAAUGGAUACCGAUUCGGUGGAUGAGGACAUGCUUAGCCGGCCGUCACUCGGCCGUCGACAUUCAUUUUUCCAGCGCUCAGAUUCAACACUCUGUCUCGGAUGUCCUGCACCGGAUCCGUUUAAUACGCCGCUAAUUGAAGCGCUACCGUUGGCAGAUCAACCACACCGUCUGCAACCGACGGCAAAACGAGAGGAUCUGUUUGGCAUGCCAAAGUGGCCAAUCACGCUUGCACCGGGUGCCAGUGGUACGCAACAUCCAACGAAUGCCUACUCUGGUUCGCCGGAAGGUGGUGUAGGCGCCGGGGCGUCGUGUUCAUCUGCCGGUGGUGCUACCAAUCUGGAGCUACCUCCCGUUCGGUUAAGUUUAUCGUCCUCGUUACGGCAUGAAAUGAGCAACAAUCAAGUAGCGACAGGCAUCAUCGUCGAUCCAUCGGAAAGCUUGUAUUCCGAAUCACAGCACCACCACCAGCAAUCAUCCAGUCAAGAUAACACCGUAGCUUUUAUCGAUGGAGGUGUUGCACAAACCACCACUACUACUUCACCACCCAACACGGACUCUCGUGUAAGGGUAGAAAUUUCUCUUCCCGUAGGAAUUUAUCAAGCUGCGGCGAGCAGCAGCAACACCACCUCGGCAGCGGCUGGAAACGGAUCAUCAAGUAAACAGCAGCAGCAGCAACAGGAACUGGUGGACACCAGCAACAUCGGCGGUGGCAGUACGACGGCGGCGCCGCCAACGAAAGCGAGUGAAACGCAUUCGCCCAAGCCUCCGCCACCGCCCCCACCUCCGGUGAGCGGUGGAAACAGCAGUAGCAGUAGCAGUAGCAGCGGCAGUAGCGGAAGCAAUCCCACCACCGGCAGCACUAGCAACACCUCGGCCUCACCGUUCUCGGAGGUGUACUACAAAAAGAACCGACUGUUCUAUCUGAAGAGCAACAACAAGUACAGCGAAGAGUCCGACGUCGAUGAAGUGAGUAUCAGCUCGGAUGAGCCACAGGACUUGUCGCAAUCGUCGAUUAAAAUCGAUGUCGAUACGGAUCAGGAUCACGAUGAGCUGUCGGAGUCGGAUUCGGAGGAUUCGUCGCGGCAACACUCCUCGACGACGGCGGCCAAACGCCAGAAGCUGGACGAUACUGCCGGAACCGGGGACAUAGGUGGGGCCGUUGGAAACAACACGAGCACCAGCAGCGUCGCUCUCACGAUGUCAUUACAGCAGCAAGGAGGAAGUAGCGGUGAUGGUGUUCCGCUUGGCCAGCAGCAGCAAGAGCAGCCCACAUCAGCUAUACGCCCACCGAUCAUUGUUGCCCGUCGUAAGGUGGCGGCCGGAACUGGAUCGGGCAUCACACUAGACGCAUCAUCAGCUACUCUUGCGCAAGGAUCCGUUCCGUCUGAUGUUGUGAUGGCAAGCGAACAGCAGAUGGCGUCGACGUCUUCAACUUCGUCCUCCGGACUGUCCGUUUCCUUCGCGAAUCCACUGGUGACGAUCGGUGGUGGUGGUAAUACACCGGCUGGGACAUCUCCGGGCAAAAGCGUUAUAGUACGUGCUGGUCCAUCCUCUACGGUGUUUGCCGCCGGUGGCCCAAUCGGCAAUAGUAACAGCGGCAACUCCGUCGAUCUAAUUCAAUCGGCCGAAGCAAUGGAUAUACAGGAAAUAUCGGCCCAUGUAACAGUCGAAACAACACCGAACGUUCUGCCGACAGCACUGCAGCCUGAAAUGCCACCACGCGGUAUUUAUUUGCGCGGUUCGUCCGCUAUGUCGUCGUCGAUUCUAUCCGACAUACUGUUAGGUCGGUGGCGUUUAUCGUUGAUACUGUUUGCUCGCGUUUUUCUCGAAGACGUCGGCGUAGAACCGGGCAGCGUUAUCUACGAGCUGAAUGGAUUCCCCGUCAAAGAGACCAAGUUCCGGCGCUACAUGGAGAAGCUUCGCUGCACGACGCAAAAAGAUCUGACAUUGCUAAAGAUGGAGCGCAACAGGGCGGCUCUGCUGACGCAAACGUUCAAGGAGCUUAACGUGCUGUACAACAACCGUCGGGUGCAGCAACCGCUGGUGUUUAAUCGCGUAAAGGUCACGUUUAAAGAUGAACCUGGCGAGGGUUCGGGUGUGGCGCGUAGUUUCUAUACCGCAAUCGCCGAAGCACUGCUGGCGAAUGAAAAGCUGCCCCCGCUUGAUGUGGCGCAAACUCCAAACAAGUACGGUGCCGGACCGUUUAACAGCAUGCUGCGACAUCGGGGCAGCAGUGGUGGACCCGGUGGUAGUGCAGCAGGAGGAGGAGGAGGAGGAGGAAGCUCGGGUGUUGGCGGUGGUGGAGUUGGUGGAAGUAGCGCACAGGGUAGCAGCGGUAUCGGUGGGGGCAGCGGCAGUGGUAGCAGUUCCCGCCGUGGACUGUCCAGCAAACAGCCACUGUGGCGUCCGAAUCGUGAAUCUCGCAAAACGCUUAACUACGACGCACGCCCGUUCCGACCGGCCAGUGAACAGCAGAGUGUGGCCGCAGGGACGGGCAGUGGUGGCGGUGCAAGUCCCACCCUGCUGAACGUUGGUGAAAUAUUUUCCGUUCAACAGCAGCAGCUAGGCGACCGGCUUUAUCCAAAGGUACAACUACAGCAUCCGAACAAUGCUGCCAAGAUUACGGGCAUGUUGCUGGAGCUGCCGCCGACCCAGGUGCUGCAUCUGCUAGCUUCCGAUGAAAAUUUACGCCAGCGGAUCAGUGAGGCGGUCGAAAUCAUUGUGCAACGACAACGAUUAGAGAUGGACAACCUUUCCAACGGUGGUGGACAAUCGUCUUCAUCGUCGUCGGGUGGUGCCGGAUCAUCAGUAGCACAAGGUGGACAAGGUUCCUCUUCGCUAAGCAAUUCUGUUUCGCUCGGUGGAGCUGGUGGAUCAUCGGGAUCGGGCACUAGUAGCGAACAAGUCGUUGGUGGUGUUACGGCAAGCAGCGGAUACGGCAGCAUGACAGGUCAAGGCACAUCUUCGUUAGCGAAAAAAUGUACACCGGUGCUACUGUUGGAUGACUGUCAGAUGGAUGCGCCAUUGUUCUACACACCGGGCAAGCGUGGCUUCUACAGCCCUCGCCAGGGAUAUCCUUCCAGCGAACGGAUGAACGCGUUCCGUAAUGUGGGCAGAUUGAUUGGAUUGUGUUUGCUACAGAAUGAGCUGUUCCCGCUGUUUCUGCAACGGCACGUACUGAAGUUCAUUCUUGGCCGACAGAUUCGCUUCCACGACUUGGCAUUCUUCGAUCCGGUGUUGUACGAGUCGCUGCGACAGCUAAUUAAGGAUUCGCAAACUAAAACGGGCGGCAUCAGUAUGCUGCAGAGCCUUGAAAUGAACUUUGUGAUUGACCUCAUGAUGGAGGAAGGCUCGGGAACGGUAGAGCUUGUACCGGGUGGACGGGACAUUCAAGUCAACGAGAACAAUGUGUACGAUUAUGUACGCAAGUAUGCCGAGUAUCGUAUGAUAAAAACGCAAGAAAAGGCAUUGGAAGCGAUCCGUUCCGGUGUUUUCGACGUUUUGCCCGACACGGCGCUAGAUCAACUGACAGCGGAAGAUUUGCGGUUGUUGCUGAACGGUGUCGGCGAUAUUCACGUUGCCACGCUCAUCUCCUACACGGCGUUCAAUGACGAAUCGAACGAACCGAACGACAAGUUAACCAAAUUCAAGCGCUGGCUCUGGAACGUGGUAGAAAAGAUGACCAACCUAGAGCGACAAGAUUUGGUUUAUUUCUGGACCGGUUCACCAGCGCUACCCGCUUCCGAGGAAGGAUUCCAACCGAUGCCAUCGGUGACCAUACGUCCGGCGGAUGAUUCGCAUCUACCGACGGCAAACACCUGCAUCUCCCGGCUGUAUAUUCCGCUUUAUUCAAGCAAGGCAGUCCUGCGGCACAAACUCCUGCUAGCGAUCAAAACAAAGAACUUUGGAUUUGUGUAAAAAAAUGUGAGCA